Messenger RNA from Brienomyrus brachyistius, 2279 nucleotides. RefSeq names its product ATPase H+ transporting accessory protein 2 (gene atp6ap2). The record is from RefSeq and is a predicted model, not a curated record. Lineage: Eukaryota; Metazoa; Chordata; Actinopteri; Osteoglossiformes; Mormyridae. Gene Ontology annotation, cellular component: external side of plasma membrane; membrane. The transcript is spliced from 9 exons. Gene Ontology annotation, biological process: positive regulation of Wnt signaling pathway. The coding region runs from base 69 to 1160 and encodes 363 amino acids. Gene Ontology annotation, molecular function: signaling receptor activity.
UGCGAGGCGGGGCGUGUACCCACAAUGCUCCGCGACCUUAUGUCAGGUGACCUGCCGAAAGGAGAGAGAUGAUGUCGUCUGUGAAUAGUAGGGAAAUGAAUAAAUCCGUAAUGGUGCCGCUGCUUGUUUACGCCUUUUUAAUUACAGGCAUUCUUUGCGACCGCCUUACGGUCCUUCAUGCCCCACAGUAUGUGACAUUCCGAGAAGGACAGUGGCCAAUUUCUGGGGAGAAGAUACCAGACCUUGUGUCUCUUACCAUGGGGUUUUCUGUGCAGGAGGAGCUGGGAUGGCCGGGCCUGCUGGUUGGCCCCCUGUUUCAGCGUCCUCGGGCUGCUGCACUGCUGGUGGUCAGGGGGGUGGACAGCCUGCAGUUUCCCCAGAGCGCCGUGUCCUACCCACUGGAAAAUCCUGUGCCCUUCACCCUGGACAGCGUGUCCAACACAGUGCACUCGCUGUUUGCGGACGACACCCCUGUGGUACUGCAGCUGGCCCCCAGUGAAGAGAGGCUGUAUAUGGUGGGCAAAGCCAACCUAGUGUUUGAAGACCUUCCUGUGACCUUGCAGCAGAUUAAGGGUCGUCUGUCCCAAGAGGGCUCCAUCCUCACUUCUCUGCCGCUAAACUCCCUUAGCAGGAACAAUGAGGCGGACCUGCUUUUCCUGUCUGAGGUGCAAGUGUUGCAUGACAUCGCUGCCCUGCUAUUGAGGCACAAGCACCUGGCGAAGGAUCACUCCCCAGAUGUGUACUCGCUGGAGCUGGCUGGAUUGGAGGAGAUCAGUCGCCGAUAUGGCCUAGACUCCCCGCAGUACAGGGAUGCUGCCGGUAUCCUGGCCCGUGCUCUGCAGAAGUUCGCGGAUGACGUGUCCGGCAUCUAUGGCGAUGAUGCGGUGGUAGAAGUGGUGACGGUGAAAAGCUUUGAGACGCCCCUCACCAGGAAGUCGCGAUCGAUCCUGCAGUCCAGCCAGAUUAGCAACCCGGGGACCAAGUACAAUCUAGCUUACAGUUACAACUUUGAGUACUCUGUGAUCUUCAACAUUGUGCUGUGGCUCAUGAUUGGCCUGGCACUGGCUGUCAUCGUCAUCUCCUACAACCUGUGGAACAUGGACCCAGGCUAUGACAGCAUCAUCUACAGAAUGACCAAUCAGAAGAUCCGUCUGGACUAAGCAGUCCUGGCCUCCUUCCCCUUGAUUUGUCAUGGUGUGCCCUCCCUUCCCCCCCCCAUCUAGCAGCCUGGGUUGCUGAGUCCCAUUCUCCUCUGAUGGUCUUCAGACUUGGCAUUAAUUUGUUUCCAUAAUCAUGUGGUGGCUUUGCACAGUUGCUCACAUGAAUUACGGGAAUUUGUUGAAUAUUUGCCCAUAUCGAUAUGAGAAAUACCGAACUUUUACUUAUCCCUUCUUCAAUAUCAAUUAGCUUUUCAUUCCAUUUAAAAGUCGAGGCACAUGUUGUGUAAUGAUGUCUGAGUGCUGUGUGUGUGCUGUUUGUCAGUACCAAGUCAGACCGCAGGUACACCUUUCAGCGACUCCCCUGCCACCUCGUCCUACAACAUACCCCUUGGGAAAUUGCACUGAAGUCCUAUAUUUUUAACGACAGCUGUUUUACAGAGGACUGUGUAACGUCACUGACGCCUUCUGUGUUCUGACGGUUCUCCAGAAAUGUGUUGAGGACCAUUUGGUUAUACCCAGGACCAUGGGGUAUGUGUCUUUGGUUAUGACUUCUAAGGGGCACAGUGCAUUGCAAAUUUCUGUUUACAUCAGGCUGCUGGUGAUUAAUUAAUUCGAGAAAAUACCCUGGUGAAUCCAUUUUGGGAGUUUGCUGGUGUUAUAAGUCUUAAUGCUAGUUUGUGUAUUGGUUAAAUUAAUGGAUAUAAAUAUAUGUAUAUACUGAGAAGAUUAUUCAUUUAUGAAGAUAUUUUAAUGGUCGUCGUGUUGCAUCAUAGUGCUUGGUGUGUUUAGACCCCUGACAUUGUCCUGGUACAUGGUCACAUGUCUGUAAAGGUUGUUUUGAGUGAAUGUUCUGUGAUUGGUGUGCAACAUUCCCAUUGCCCUUCGUGUUGACAUUCUCUUUGUGUUAAAAGGGGUUUAAUUUGCUUUUAGUUUCCUGUGAUGUAGAAGUAGAACAGAGUGUUAGUGUGUCUUCAUGCAGGCACCCCACCCGACUUCAGUUAAGAGGACGCAUCUUAGGAAAUUGUGAGCUUUAAAUGGAUGAGAGUGGCUGUCGUUUUCCAAAGGCAUGGGAGAUGUGUAACCUUGUGAAAUGUUCAAAUAAAAAAAGGUCCACCUUGA